AUCAGAUAAAAAGAGAGGGAGAGGGAAGAGUUAGGAUCUUCUCUCCGUCUAUUUCUCUUUUCCUUUUUCGAAAUAACAUCACAUCUGCAUGAGGAGAAAUAAAUUUCAGACAACUAAGGAACAGCCAAAAAGACGAAUUUUGGAAGAAAACCAAACAAAUCAUUUACAGUUUGAACGAACAAUUCUGCACGGCGCUGCACAUGGAGCUAGUGAAGAAUAAUCUUCACAAAAUUACAAACAUUCCUUGAAAACGACUGUCAUUUUCGUUUCUACUAGAUGAUUGUAAGGUAUGAAAAAGUUGAGUGGCCCUUAUGUUUUCUAGAAGAUCAACACUUGCUUUAUUCAACAGAAUCUGAAUGGUGAUUCAUUAAUUGAAUAGUGAAGAAAAAGUUGUGAGGUGGUGAAGAAAAAAGAAGCAAAAGAUAUACAGUCUAGGUCAUAGUACACUGAUUUCUUUGUAUAUGGUCUCAUCUUAUAUAUGUUCUUUAGAGUUCGGUUUGUGAAGAAGGGGAAAAGGUGAAGAUGGGAGCAGCCAAUGAGGAGGAACCCAUGCAAGGGCCAAGCAGCAAUGUGGAGAGAAUUUUUGUUUCAGUUCGAUUGCGGCCUUUGAAUGAGAAAGAAAUUGCAAGAAAUGAUGCGUCAGACUGGGAAUGCAUCAACGAAACCACUAUCAUAUACAGGAACAAUCUUUCAGUUGCUGAACGGUCCAUGUAUCCAACUGCCUAUACAUUUGAUAGAGUGUUUAGCCAUGAUUGCACUACAAGGAAGGUGUAUGAGGAAGGAGCUAAGGAGGUUGCUCUUUCAGUAGUCAGUGGCAUAAACUCAAGUGUUUUUGCUUAUGGGCAAACAAGCAGUGGAAAGACGUACACGAUGACUGGAAUUACUGAGUACAGCAUGGCAGAUAUAUAUGACUACAUAGAUAGGCACAAGGAAAGAGAAUUCAUUUUGAAGUUAUCUGCUAUGGAGAUUUAUAAUGAAUCUGUUAGAGACCUUCUUAGUACAGACAGCAGUCCACUUAGAGUCCUUGAUGAUCCAGAGAAAGGAACUAUUGUUGAGAAACUCACAGAGGAAACUCUGAAGAACUGGAGUCAUUUUAAGGAGCUUCUAUCCAUUUGUGAAGCUCAAAGACAGAUUGGGGAGACUUCUCUGAAUGAAACAAGCUCCAGAUCUCAUCAGAUUUUGAGACUGACAAUGGAAAGCUCUGUACGUGAGUUCUUUGGCAAUGGUACUAGCUGCCUUGCAGCCACUGUGAACUUUGUUGAUCUUGCAGGAAGUGAACGUGCUUCUCAGGCUUUAUCAGCUGGCACACGAUUGAAAGAAGGUUGCCAUAUAAAUCGUAGUUUACUGACACUGGGAACUGUUAUCCGUAAGCUAAGCAAGGGAAGAAGUGGACAUGUUCCUUAUAGAGAUUCAAAGCUAACUCGCAUACUGCAGUCCUCCUUAGGAGGCAACGCUAGAACUGCCAUCAUCUGUACCUUGAGCCCUGCACGAAUUCAUGUUGAGCAAUCCAGGAAUACCCUCUUGUUUGCAAGUUGUGCUAAAGAAGUGGCUACUAAUGCACAAGUCAACAUAGUCAUGUCUGAUAAAGCAUUGGUAAAACAUUUGCAAAGAGAAUUGUCUAGAUUGGAGAAUGAGUUGAGAAGUUCAGGAGCAACUUCUAAUAUAUCUGAUUCUGCUGCAAUUCUGAGAGAAAAAGACAUUGAGAUAGAAAAGCUAAAAAGAGAAUUAAGUGAGAUGACUCUGCAACGAGACUUGGCUCGCGCUGAGGUUGAGGAUCUACUACAAGAGGCCAGAAAUAGAUCAAAUAAUACACCUCCAAUUGUGGUAUAUGCAGGUCUUGAUCAUCAGUACCCAAAAUUGCGAGUGCGAAAUUCAUUGGAUUCUCCAACGUCGGAGACGCCUGUUCUUGGGGACCCUCCCUAUCUAGAUAUCAGUGUUAGAUCUUCUGAUGCAUCUCAGUCCCCAAAUGGAUACAGCAGGAGUAGUUCCGCUGACAACGACUUCCAAGAGAAUUCCCCUGGCUCUUGUUCCUUUCAAGAGGGCAAAGUCACUGUUCCCAUCUUCGUUGGAAUUGAUUUGUCUCAGGAGAACAUUGAAGCAGAAAUUGACGAAAAUGUAGAGGAUCUUUACAAGGAUGUUCGAUGCAUUCAGACAGAAGAAAGCUUAAGUAGAUAUGCAGACUCAAAUGUUUCAGAGUCUAGCAUUAAUAGAUAUAGAGAUUCGAAUGUGACAUUUGUUGAAGUGAACCCAGCUAUCUCUGGAUUGACUGAGACUGAGAAUGAAGAAGUGAACCCAGCUACCGCUGGAUUGAAUGAGACUAAGAAUGAGAAUGAAGAAGUGAAACCAGCUACCUCUGGAUUGACUGAGACUGAGAAUGAAGAUAGAGAAAAGAGAGAGUGGAGGUCGCUGACCUUGAAAGAAGAGAGAGAGUGGAAGAACGUCCUUCCAGAUUUUGUUUUUCCAACUCCCAAAAAACCAUCUCCACUGCUGCUGGAAGAAGACAUGAGUAACUCUAGCAUGUUCAAGUUAGGAAGGAGUAGCAGUUGUAAAGCGAGGCUCAUGACUAGUGUGUCCUUAUAUCCAUUUGAGAGUGACGAAAAGGAUAAUAAGACACCUCCAAUUGGAAUUGAGAAGGAUUACGCUGGAAGACCCAGGAAUCUACAAAGGAAAUUUCCUCCACUGAAAUAUGCUGUUGACUCUGAGAAUUUGUCAAGAGAUGGAUCUCAGACUUCUGCCAGAAGUGGAGCUUUUGAUGAGCUUAUUGCACAGAAUGUUGAAAUUCCAGAUGGUGCAGAAAGUUCCAGUGUCAGCACCUCAAUUUUGCCUAAGGAGGAAUCCACUGAUCCUCAGGAUGAGAAGCAACUUGCAGAUCAUGAAGACGCAGAAAAAAAGCCCAUUGAACCUGCAAAGAGUGUGAGAGAUGUUGGCUUGGAUCCAAUGGAAACUGAACUGAUAGACCCUUGGAAGUGGCCUGAAGAAUUCGAGAGACUCCGAAGAGAGAUCAUUGAACUUUGGCAUGAUUGUAAUGUCUCACUGAUUCACCGGACCUACUUCUUCCUUGUAUUUAAAGGAGAUAAAAAAGAUUCGAUGUUCAUAGAGGUAGAGCACAAGAGGUUGUCCUAUCUCAAGGAAACAUUUUCAAGGGGUAAUGAAUGUGUAGAAGAUGGUAAAACUGUGACACGUGAUUCAAGCUUGAAGGCACUACAAAAAGAGAGGUAUAUACUUAGCCAAAAAAUGAAGAAGAAGUUCUCCAAGGAACAGAGACAGAACCUAUUCCUGAAAUGGGGUAUUGGGUUGCAAACAAAGCACAGGAGAUGGCAGUUAGCCAAUCUCUUAUGGAGUGACGCAAAAGACUUGAACCACGUUGCAGAAAGUGCUUCUGUUCUUGAGAAGCUGAUUACUUUUGCAAAGCCGGAGCAGGCUUUCAAGGGGAUUUAUAGUCUCAACUUCGGAUCACACCCCUUAAAGAAGAAGUUUAAACUUUGGAGAAGCAAUGUUGUGAAGUCUCUCUUGUAAGGUGAUUGCUGAUCAGCAUAUAGGGAAUGUUUCCUGCCCACUUCUUGAUUUCUUAAUCUUCACUGAUUUUUUUGUAUUGUAUUUUCUGGUUCUGAUGCAGUUGGUUUGUGAAAAAGUUUGUAAAUCUCGUUCUACAAAAUGAUGUAUAAUUUCAAAGCUAAUAUCUCAAACUGAGAUUUUCCUUUU
Pistacia vera is the source of this 3702-nucleotide messenger RNA. RefSeq names its product kinesin-like protein KIN-7G. The record is from RefSeq and is a predicted model, not a curated record. The coding region runs from base 523 to 3516 and encodes 997 amino acids. Gene Ontology annotation, biological process: microtubule-based movement. The transcript is spliced from 15 exons. Lineage: Eukaryota; Viridiplantae; Streptophyta; Magnoliopsida; Sapindales; Anacardiaceae. Gene Ontology annotation, molecular function: microtubule binding; microtubule motor activity; ATP binding.